AUGGACCUUUCAAAAACAUUAUUUGUAUUACCACCAACAGAUGAUAAGUUUUUAUGCACCUAUCAUGGGGGUUUAAUGGAUAUACCAAUCGAAAAUAAUUGUUCACAUUGUUUUUGUUCAUUUUGCAUUGAAUCGUUAACAUGUUGCCCAGUAGAUGGAUGCGAUAUUAGUGAUACCUGCGUAAAUAAUCAAUUAAAAGACGAAAUCGAUCAGUUAUUAUGCUAUUGCCAAUAUGGUGUCGAAGAAAACCCAGUAACUGGAGAAAUCACUACUAAAAUUAACGGUUGCAGUUGUGUAAUUAGCUAUGGAUCAAAAAUUGCACAUGAAUCCGUAUGCAAGUAUAAUCCAGUAAAUGAAAAGUCACCAUCACUCAGUUAUCAAGAUUUCUAUGAAAUGAAAAUGUCUGGAUCUGGUUCAUUAUCAAACUUUUCUUCACCAGUUGACACAAGUCCUAAAUCUAGUAAUUCAACAUCAAAAUCACCAUCAUUUGAAUUUAUGUCUUCACCAGACUUAAAUAAUAACAACACUACUUCAACAAAUAAAUUUAUCAAUAAUAAUAACGAAAAUAAUGAUUAUUUCGAUAAUAAUGCAUUGUGGGAAUCUAGUACAAGUUUAUUCUUUUGUAAUAGAUUUUGCCCAAAUAAAGAUUUAGGUUGUUGCUAUACCGGUAAAACUGAACAAGAUAUAAACUAUCAUUUACAAAUCGAAUGCUAUUGCCAAAAAAUGAAAGAAAAAAUUUAUGAUUUAGAAAAAAUGGUUGAAGAACAAGAACAAAAAAUUAAACAAUUAAAAUCUUCAGAUUCAAAAUUAAAUGUUUUAGAAAAUUUAUCAAUAACAAAUGAUCAAAAUAAUCAAGAAACUAAAAAUAAUAAUAACAACACAAACAAUAACAUUUCAAAUAAUACCAAUAAUAAUAGCAAUAGCAGUUCAACAAAUAAUAAGAGCUAUCAACAUAUCAAUGACGAAGAUGAAAAGAAAUCAAAUAAUAAGCAGAUUCAGACAUACAACUUUGGUAAAAUCUUUGUUCUUCUCUUCAAUGUUUUAAAGAAAGGUAUCAAAAAGAGUAUCAAGAAGGUUAAGAAGCUCUUCAAAAGAAAAAAUACUGGUCCAUAUAAAAAUUUUAUAAAGAUUAAAUAG
This is a messenger RNA of Dictyostelium purpureum, 1137 nucleotides long. RefSeq lists its product as uncharacterized. Lineage: Eukaryota; Evosea; Eumycetozoa; Dictyosteliales; Dictyosteliaceae. The record is from RefSeq and is a predicted model, not a curated record. The coding region runs from base 1 to 1137 and encodes 378 amino acids. The transcript has 5 exons.